AUGAAUAUUCCGUUCAGAAAGGAUCAACACGAUCAUCAUCAUGGAAGUUUUGAUCAUCAUAUCACGGCGGAGAGGAAUACGUUAGGAUCAUCUUCCUACAUGUCGGAUGGUGCUGGUUUACUUUCAUCAAGUUUUUCUAACGCUUCCGAUUUGAGUAGCAGCAGUAUUGGGAGUUAUAAUAGCGUGAACAGCACCAAUUCAUCUCUACUGAGCACGAGUACGGCUGCAACAGGAUGGAUGGGAAUGAGUCCUCCGAAUUAUGUGAUGGGUUUCAAUGGAGGAAAUCAUUCAUCAUCAUCUCCUCAACCUAACGGUUAUCAUCACACCAAGAGUCAAAGUAUGAACAGUGCGAAUAACAACAUGACCACAUGGUUAUCCUCUUCGGGUGGUAAUCAUCAUCAUUCCCAACAACAUCCUAACAAUACCAUACCGCAACAAGAUCAUCAUCAACAUUUCGGUACUUCUCUUCUUUCCAACAGUCAUCAUCACCAACUCGGCACCCACCAACGCAGAAUCACCACAGGUUCCUCGUCUUUUGACUUUUCAUCCUCUAUGGAUGACAUAUCUCUUAUGGGACACAACUCGUCUGUGAGAGGCAGAUCUGCUGCCACCAGUACUUUCAACUCGGUGUUUGGACCUACUCAAACGAAUUCAGUGCCAACAGAGCUUGAAAUUCCCUCUCGCACUAGUGUUUGUUCAAAUAACGUCAUGACAAAUAUGGCUGAAGAACACGUGGAUCCCACCAUGCUAUUACUUGAUUCUCCCAAGGUGGGUCACAAUCACAGUCGUUCUCAACAUCUCAGUCAUGACGAUGGAAUCAAUGUGAACAUGUUUGUUCGAUCAGUCGUCGGCAAGGUACUGUCGGAUGACAUGGAAGAAUUCAACUCCUUCCAUCAUGUGAGUGGUCAACAGAAUCAUCAUCAUCAUCACCACAACUACCAACAACAGCCAGCACUAAACAAUCAUCUCAACAUAUCACCACAACCAUCAUCACCAUUGUCACGUCGGUUCAUGUCCAUGUCCUGUCCAACUGUUCUAAAUUCGUUCCAAAAUAGUAUUGGAUUCCAACUCUUCCAACAACAGCAACAACAUCCUUUACAGCAUGACAGUCAUAAUGAAACCAACAAUUCAUCAGUAUCCUCAAUCGAUUUUGACUUAAUUGAGUCUGUUAUUGCUGGUGAUGAAUCCACAAGUGACCACACAUUGCAAGGCAAAAAACCUUGUAAAUACUUCUUCUCGGCAGAAGGUUGUACUUACGGGGGUAUGGGAAAGAAAUACGAAGGAAAUUGCAAAAACACCAGAAAAUUUUAG
Molecule: messenger RNA, 1311 nt
Organism: Naegleria lovaniensis
Lineage: Eukaryota; Heterolobosea; Eutetramitea; Acrasida; Naegleriidae
Exons: 1
Coding region: 1-1311 (436 amino acids)
Source: RefSeq, a predicted model, not a curated record